CGACGGCCUUUGGACCCUGGUUACGGAAGCCGGGGAGGGCUGAUCUUAGCGUCUACCUCAAGGCACUUAGCGGAAAACCGGUUAGCGGUGGAGAAGAGGUGUUUCAGGCCCAAUGGCGACUGUGGAAGCAAGCGGCAGCGAUGGGAAAGGGCAAGGGGUGGAGACCCCCGUCACCUAUUACCGUUUGGAGGAGGUGGCGAAGCGCAACUCCUCGAAGGACAUAUGGCUGGUGAUCCACGGGCGAGUCUACGAUAUCACCCGCUUCCUUAACGAGCAUCCUGGCGGAGAAGAGGUUCUGUUGGAACAAGCUGGUGCAGAUGCAAGUGAAAGCUUCGAAGACGUAGGCCACUCCUCUGAUGCCAGAGAAAUGCUAAAACAAUACUAUAUUGGCGAUGUGCAUCCGAAUGACCUUAAACCUGAAAGUGGUAGUAGUAAGGAGCCUUCGAAAAAUAACACAUGCAAAAGUUGCUGGUCGUAUUGGAUUUUCCCCAUCAUAGGUGCUAUCCUCUUAGGUUUCUUGUACCGUUACUACUACACGUCGGAAAGCAAAUCCUCCUGAGGAGGCCUCGUUGAAGUCUGGAAAGCAUAUCUACUUGGGAGUGAAAACUAGAGACAUGUUUGGAGGCUCCAGCGGUGCCCUGUUCUCAAAUCCUGCCACUUGUAUUCUUCCCCCUUGGAGCCCAGAUGGUUGGACAGACAUCCACCUCAGACCUGGGGACAGUGCCCUUCUUUCUCAGAGCCUUACUCUAAAAGCACCUGCUCAUUGUUCUGAAUCCUUGCCAAUGUUUCCAUGAGCACCUUUAUAUUACAAAGUUUUCUGUUAAUAAUUGCAAUCCAUAUGUCCUAGUGAUAUUGCCCUUUGGUAAAAAUGCCUGCUUUGCAGUAUUUUGCACAUUAGACAUUCUUAACAUGGCAGCACAUUCUGGUUUUGAAGCUUUCCUUUUUUCAAAGUAAAUAUUAGUAUUUUUUAAUUCUGACUUAAUUCUGUUAUUUGUCAUAAGGGGUUUAAUUCAUGAAGUAAAGUUGCAUACCUAUGAUGUAAACCACAGCUGCCAAAUGGUCUUGUUCCUUGUUUAUAUUUGGUAAAACUAGAAAGAACUAUGUGAUUAUCUCCAUCCUCCUAAGCUAGUGUAACAGGUAACUCUAGCCACCUGCUAAGUCCACCAGGUGGUGCUGGAUAGAGAUGCUUCCCUUUUAUUUCUUGGAAUGGAGAACAGGGAAAGGGAGAGAUGAAUUGGGAUGAUAGGGUGAAUUCAUAGCAAUCUUUCUUUUGAAAAAUAUUGAGAAAUACUACUAUAGGGCAGGAGUUUAGAAAAAGCACCAAAGACUUCAUCAUUUACUUUUUGGUUUGGCGCCCAUUUCUAGCCAUCUUUUUUCUUUUUUUUCCUCCUAACCAUCUUAUAUUAGUAAAAUGUAAAUUUGUGCUUAUGUCUGUAGAGAUUUACCAGGGAUUUUUACUGCUUUUUUGUUUAUUGAUUAGCACAGUUUUUAUUCCUUGUUUUAACAAAAGUAGUAAGGGACUCCAAAUUGAUUAGAAUUAGACAUACAGUAUUUGAUCUUCUGUUUGCCCUGUAAAAUAACUUGCAUAGUCAAGUGGCAUUUGAAAGGUGCGGAUGAUGACAAAAGAAUGUUUUCCAUUUUAUCUGUUUUUUACCUCCAUGGCUCCAAUUUGUGGUUUUGUCGUUUUUCCACUGAAGAAAAAAAAAAGAGCUGGUAUUUUUUUUUCCCUCAAUGAGUGUUUCAUUGAGGAGUAGGUUAUUACUUAGAAUUAUGUUACUGUUUCUCUUUGGUUCAGGAAUUUCUUUGGCAUAUUUGCCUUUACUUUUAUUUUCCCUGUGGAAGUACCUGAGGAGACAGUACACUGGCUGUUUUCUACUAACAACUGUGGUGAUUUUUCUCCCUUUCCUUUGAGGAUUACCAGUCUCUUCUGAGCCAUUGUCAUAUGCAGCAGGGAGCCGUGUGGUUCAAGAAAUACCAUGUUCACUCUUCUGUGUCUCCUCCCCGAUUCCUGCUUGCCAGGGACUUGACAAGACAGGAAACUGCCCAGCAAACCAGUUGCCCAGGCAAACUAUUUAAGAAAAAGUUCAACUCAGGUCUUGUAUCCUGUGAUUUAGCAGUUGAGUGAAUUCGGAAUUCAUCAAAAUAAUAUUACCCUUGUAUUUGCAUGCUUGGAUAUGACCUUAUGGAGUAAUUUUUUUUUUUUGAUUUCUGGAUGACUUUUAUAUAUGAGGGGUAGGGGUAUAGUCAAACUUUUUAUCAUUAGAAAAUGUUUUGUAUGUGUUAUAUGAUGCCACUUUAAGAUAAUUUACUGGAAAAAAAAUACUUUGGUUAUUGUGUAGCAAAAGUGGUGUGACUAUUAAUGCUGAAGACAAGGAAGGGUUGCCUUGAAUAAGAAUUGGCAUAAUUGACAUAAUAUAGGUUGCAUGAUUACAGCUACAUUGGGGUAGAAGUAAAGAACAAAGGAGCAUUGAGAUAGAAGGGGAACAGUCAAGCCUAAAACUAAGCCAGAAGAUAACUUGGAUCAAUCAAAAGUGUAUUGGCAGUCUCCAAAAUUGAAUGAAAAACAUCUGGCUUAUAAGAAACAUUAGAGAACAAUCGUCUUAAAUAAAAUUGGUGUUUUUGGUAUUUUUAGCAUAAACACCAAUGCAAAGGUGUGUUUUUCUAUUUCACAUUGGCUGAUUUUUCCUGUUUAUAUCUGGACUUGUUUUUACUCAGAGCCAGAGGAAAAGAUUUUUAGACUUUGUCUCUACCAUCCAUGAAAUCCAUCCAAUCCCAGGGCUGCUUUUGAUCUACCGCUAAUGUGAUGUCACUUUAUAUUAUAAAAACCACUUUUGGGUCCAUUUACUAUUAUUCUGCUGCCUACAUAAACAGCCAGGUAAAAGAGCUUAUGUGAGAGUUUGCAGAGGUUUCUCUAGAACAAUAAAUUAACACAGUAUUUUAGCCAAAUCCAUCAAAAAAGACUUCUGUUUUAAGAGGUAGACUCAAAUUACUGACAGUCUCAACAUUGGUAGGUCAUGAAAACCCCUCUGGAGCAAGUGGAGCCAGGCUCUGUUGGCUGACCGUGCCCCCUAACACUGGUCUCUGGGCUGUUUGUUUAUUUCCAAGGAAGAUUACUUGCUGCUGCACACCAUACUGUACACGUAAUGACUGGGGACCACAAAAGGAGGAGAUGAGUGAAAAUUUGUGCCACCAAAAUAAGGAUGUCAGUGCCGAGUCUCCAAAUUUUCUUAGCUCCUGUUUGGUUUCCAAAUGGCUUCUACGUUUGUAAAGACAAGAAAGUAAUGGGAAUAGAGUUUAUAUUGUGUUCUUAUGUGACCACUUAAGCAGAAACAAAAAUCCAUCGGGACCUAUAAUUUGGGCGUGUAAAGUUCUCUGAGCAGUUGUCAUAAAUGCAUAUGUUGUGAAAUAAGAGCUUGGUCGAGUUUAUACUCAUGUAGUUCUGACGUGGAGCAAUGAAAAAUGCUUUCAGGCCAGCUACAUCAUUACUCAUGGUAUCUAGUGCUGAACAUCUCAAGUGUUAGCUAUCUGGUUAAAUCCGAUUUUAGGAGAUUAAAAUGCAGAAUGUUAAUGUUCAUUACUUCCUUCCCUAGGAGAAAUGGAUUUAGACAUGUCUUGUCUCAACAAGAAAUUGAUUCUUUUUUAACCAUCUCGUUCAGUGGCCAAAUAAUCACGAAAGUAACGAGAAGUUUGGUUACAUCCGGCUGUUGUGCUGUGAAAGAGCCUGGUUUAGAAUUUGUGGGGCGAUCUCAGAAGGAGGUUCCAAGAAGCAGAGGGCGUUAAGUUACCUGCCCUCCAUCUAGCAUCUUACUCUUGUGAGUUUUAUGAGCUGCUCUUGGCCCACAUUUAUAUGCUACAUUUGUUAUUUUGGCGAAAUACUACUACGGUUAUUUAACUUCCUUUCUUUUUACUUCACCCUUGACUGUGAAUGAGUAAUGUUAACAUUCCUUUCAUGUAUUCAAUAAUGGAGUUUGUUUACCUACUUUAUUUCAGCAUAUUUUGAACAAAGAUCUUUGUCUCUUUCUGCUGGAAUGUGCGCAUAGUGAAUGUUUGUUAGAACUACACACAAUAAAGAUACUGUUUUCCUUUCCUCA
Pteropus alecto (black flying fox) is the source of this 4091-nucleotide messenger RNA. Its product is annotated as cytochrome b5 type B. The transcript has 5 exons. The record is from RefSeq and is a predicted model, not a curated record. Bases 113 to 559 code for a protein of 148 amino acids. Gene Ontology annotation, molecular function: heme binding. Gene Ontology annotation, cellular component: intracellular membrane-bounded organelle; mitochondrial outer membrane. Lineage: Eukaryota; Metazoa; Chordata; Mammalia; Chiroptera; Pteropodidae.